AUGGAGACGGACAGCUCCUACCACAAAUGGGACAGCUCAGAGCAGGUGGAACUGACAAUGCAGGGAGCGAGCAGCGUACCUGGGAGAGGCGGUAAAGCUCUUUGCCUCUCCAACUCCACCCAAGGGAAGGCCAUUGCCAUCCUGUAUCUCCUGCUGGCGAUUUGCAUUGCAGUGGCCACAGCUCUCAUUGUGAUGAACCGUGGGAAAUUGUCCCAGGGUCUUGCCGAAGCCCAGCUGGAUCGAGAUACGAUUAGAAGAGAUUCCAAGAGAAAUCUAUCAGAUCACCAGGAUUAUCUAGAGUUGGAGAUGUCAAAAGAAUUCAGUGCAUUUACCAAACAACUGCUUAAAGUGUCCGAGGGUCUUGCUGAAGUCCAGCUGGAUCGAGAUACGGCCAGAAGAGAUUCCAAGAGAAAUCUGUCAGCUCUCCAGGACUAUCUGGAGUUGAAGAUGUCCAAAGAAUUCAACGUGUUUAACAGUCGACUUCUUAAUGUGUCCAAGGAGAUGGCUGGGGUUAGGCUGGGGAUCGAGGAGAUCCAAGCUGAUCACGUGAAAGACCCAUCACAUCUCCAGGACGCCAUAGAGAUAAGGAACCUAACGCACAGUAUGUCGAAGGAGCUGGCUGAGGUGAGAAGGGACCAUGACAGACUCCAGGAGGUCUUGAGCAGGGUGCAGGACGAGUUACAGAACUUCAAAGAAUUCACCUGCAUGAAAUGUCCACCUGGUUGGCAGCGUUUUGAGAAAAGUUGCUACUUCUUUUCAACAUCAACUAAAUCCUGGCAGGACGCUAAGCAGUUCUGUACUGAUCAAGGGUCUGGCCUGGUUAUUGUUAACACCGAAGAGGAACAGACGUUUUUGUCAAACCACAUCACUGAGCCCCACGUGUACUGGCUCGGCCUCAGCGACUCAGCGAAGGAAGGAGAGUGGCGCUGGCUGGACGGCAGCCCCCUGUCUCUUAGGUUCUGGGGGCCCGGAGAACCCAACGAUGUUGGGCAGCAUGGGGAGGACUGUGGCAGCCUCCGCUUUGACGGGAAGUGGAACGAUGCCACCUGCUCCUUCACUGAGAACUGGAUCUGUGAACAGCAGUGCUAG
Messenger RNA from Emys orbicularis (European pond turtle), 1089 nucleotides. Its product is annotated as low affinity immunoglobulin epsilon Fc receptor-like. Gene Ontology annotation, cellular component: external side of plasma membrane. NCBI's taxonomy places the organism in Eukaryota, Metazoa, Chordata, Testudines, Emydidae. Gene Ontology annotation, molecular function: carbohydrate binding. Gene Ontology annotation, biological process: biological process involved in interspecies interaction between organisms. The coding region runs from base 1 to 1089 and encodes 362 amino acids. The record is from RefSeq and is a predicted model, not a curated record. The transcript has 11 exons.